AUGACUGCGUGGGUGUGGCUGCUCCUCCUAGGCCUUCCGGGGCCGUCCCGGGGCCAGCGCUCUGAGCCCAUGUUUGUGUCAGUUACCAAGACCCUGCUGAUGCCCGACUACGAAAACAACCCUACCCAGCUUAACUAUGGGAUGGCUGUGACGGACGUGGAUGGAGACGGGGACCUGGAGGUGCUGGUGGCUGGGUACAAUGGGCCAAACCUGGUGUUAAAAUAUGACCAGACCAGCCAGAAACUCCUCAACAUUGCUGUGGACGACCGCAGCUCCCCGUACUAUGCCCUGCGGGAUCGCCAGGGCAACGCCAUCGGAGUGACAGCGUGUGACAUUGACGGAGAUGGCAGAGAGGAGAUUUAUUUCCUCAACACCAAUAACGCCUUCUCAGGUCGAGCGACGUACUCCGACAAGCUUUUCAAGUUCCGCAACGGGCGCUUCGAGGACCUCCUGAGCGACGACAUCAACGAGCACCGGGACGUGGCCAAUCGCAUGGCGGGGCGGUCCGUCGCGUGCGUGGACAGGAAGGGUACUGGGCGCUAUGCCAUCUACAUCGCUAACUAUGCCAGUGGAAAUGUGGCGCCUCACGCACUCAUCGAGAUGGACGAGGCCACCAGCGAUGUCUCCAAAGGGAUCAUCGCCCUGUCCAAUGUGGCUGAGGAGGCUGGGGUCAACAAGUUCACAGGGGGCCGGGGGGUCGUGGUGGGCCCCAUCGUAAGCCAGACCCGCUCCGACAUCUUCUGCGACAACGAGUACGGACCCAACUUCCUAUUCCGGAACAAUGGGGACGGGUCCUUCACGGACGUGGCCGCGUCAGCAGGAGUUGAGGACCCCAUGCAGCACGGCAGAGGGGUGGCGCUGGCCGACUUCAACCGAGACGGGAAGACGGACAUCGUCUAUGGAAACUGGAAUGGGCCACACCGCCUCUUCCUGCAGCUCAGCACCAAUCGGAAGCAGCGAUUUAAGGACAUCGCCUCUCAGAAGUUUUCCAUGCCCUCUCCGGUGCGCACUAUCAUUGCGGCUGACUUCGACAAUGACAACGAGCUGGAGGUCUUUUUCAACAACAUCGCCUAUCGAGGGCCGUCUGCCAACAGGCUGUUUAGGGUGUCUCGGAGGGAGCACUCAGACCCCCUGAUCGAGGAGCUCAACGUCGGGGAGGCAGCUGAACCAGAUGGCCGUGGGACAGGGGCGACGGUGACAGACUUUGACGGUGACGGACAGCUGGACUUAUUGGUGUCCCAUGGGGAGAGCGCAGCCCAGCCCAUCUCAGUCUUCAAAGUCAAACAGGGCUCCUCCAAUAGGUGGCUGCGUGUGGUGCCCCGCACGCAGUUUGGUGCCUUCGCCCGUGGCGCCAAGGUGGUGGCCUACACCAAGCGGAGCGGCCCCCACACACGCAUCAUCGACGGGGGUUCUGGGUACCUGUGUGAGAUGGAGCCAGUGGCUCACUUUGGAUUAGGGAAGGAUGUGGCCACCAGCGUGGAGGUGUUCUGGCCGGACGGCCGCUCCGUGGCGCGCCCGCUGGAGCCCAGCGACAUGAACUCGGUGCUGGAGAUCCCCUACCCCAAGGAGGAGGAGGAGGAGGCCACCCCCGCCAUGGAGAUCGAGUGUGGAAAUGGAUUCACAGUCAACGAAAACGGCCGCUGCACAGACAUGGAUGAGUGCACGCAGUUCCCCUCUGUGUGUCCCCGAGACCGUCCCAUCUGCAUCAAUACCUACGGGGCCUACAAGUGCCGCGCCAAUAAGAGAUGCGGCCAGGGGUUCGAGCCCAACGACGAGGGGACAGCCUGCGUGGCUCAGGUGGCUUACUUUGAAGGGAACCGCUCUUCGGCCUGCAGGUUUGGGGUUCCCCUCUCGCAGAUCUCUCUGACUGUCCUGGCCCUUGUCACUUUCAGUCUGCAGGCUUGA
Megalops cyprinoides (Indo-Pacific tarpon) is the source of this 1905-nucleotide messenger RNA. RefSeq names its product cartilage acidic protein 1b (gene crtac1b). Bases 1 to 1905 code for a protein of 634 amino acids. The record is from RefSeq and is a predicted model, not a curated record. The transcript has 14 exons. Gene Ontology annotation, biological process: axonal fasciculation. NCBI's taxonomy places the organism in Eukaryota, Metazoa, Chordata, Actinopteri, Elopiformes, Megalopidae. Gene Ontology annotation, molecular function: calcium ion binding.